Messenger RNA from Plenodomus lingam JN3, 2907 nucleotides. Its product is annotated as Alanine--tRNA ligase. Gene Ontology annotation, cellular component: cytoplasm; mitochondrion. The record is from RefSeq and is a predicted model, not a curated record. Gene Ontology annotation, biological process: alanyl-tRNA aminoacylation. Gene Ontology annotation, molecular function: aminoacyl-tRNA deacylase activity; alanine-tRNA ligase activity; nucleic acid binding. NCBI's taxonomy places the organism in Eukaryota, Fungi, Ascomycota, Dothideomycetes, Pleosporales, Leptosphaeriaceae.
AUGUCGCUCACCGACAAGAAGCACGAAUGGGGUGCUGUGCGCGUGCGCCAGACGUUUCUUGACUAUUUCAAGGAGCGCGGCCAUUCUUUUGUACCUUCCUCUUCGGUCGUGCCCCUCUCCGACCCCACCCUCCUCUUCACCAAUGCGGGCAUGAACCAGUACAAGGCCAUCUUUCAAGGCACCAUCGACCCCUCGUCCGACUUCGCCCAACUGAAGCGCGCAACCAACUCGCAAAAAUGCAUUCGCGCCGGCGGCAAGCACAACGACCUCGACGAUGUAGGCAAGGACAGCUACCACCACACUUUUUUUGAGAUGUUGGGUAAUUGGAGUUUUGGCGACUACUUCAAAAAGGAAGCUAUUGGCUUCACCUGGGAACUCCUCACAAAGGUCUAUGGUAUUGACACCAAGCGCUUGUAUGUCACCUACUUUGAGGGCAACGAGGAUCUCGAGCCGGAUCUCAAGGCCAAGGAGUUGUGGAAGAGUGUGGGGGUGCCAGAGGACCAUAUUCUGCCCGGAGACAUGAAGGACAAUUUCUGGGAAAUGGGCGAUCAGGGCCCCUGUGGUCCUUGCUCUGAGGUUCACUACGACUUGAGGGAGCCCGAGGGAGGAAACUACCGGAAUGCGGCUUCCCUUGUCAACAUGGAUGAUCCAGAGGUGAUUGAGAUCUGGAACAACGUCUUCAUGCAGUACAACCGCGAGCCAGACAGGUCGUUGCGACCGCUACCAAACAAACACAUCGAUACCGGACUGGGAUACGAACGCUUGGUCUCGGUGCUACAGCACACAAAGUCGAAUUACGACACCGAUGUCUUCACGCCAUUGUUCAAGAGGAUACAAGAGGUCACAGGUGCGCGCGAAUACAGGGGCGGAUUCGGCGCGGAUGACCCAGAUGGUAUUGAUACUGCCUACCGAGUGGUUGCAGAUCACACCCGAAUGAUGAGCUUUGCUAUUGCGGACGGUGGUGUUCCCAACAACGUCGGUCGAGGAUACGUUGUCCGUCGCGUUCUGCGCCGAGGCGCUCGCUAUGCGCGCAAGUACUUCGAGGUGGAAAUUGGCGACUUCUUCUCCAAGAUCAUCCCCACGCUCGUGGAUCAAAUGGGCGACAUGUUCCCAGAGAUCAGGAAGAAGCAACAAGACAUUAUCGAAAUUCUUGACGAGGAAGAGAAGGCCUUCGCCAAGUCGCUGGAUCGUGGUGAGGUCAUUUUUGAAAAGUAUGCGCAAAAGGCGAAAGCCAAGGGCUCAAACGAUCUCCCUGGAGACGAUGUCUGGCGAUUGUACGAUACAUAUGGAUUUCCUGUCGAUCUCACUAAGCUUAUGGCUGAGGAGCGUGGUCUCAACAUCAAUGACAAAGAGGUCGAGAAGGCCCAAGAGAAGGCUCGCGAGGCUAGCAAGGGAGAUAAGAAAGCUGGUGCUGCCGUAGUCAAGUUUGACGUUCACGACCUCGGUGCGCUGGAUGCCAUGGACGAUGUGCCCAAGACGGACGAUUCGCCCAAGUACGGCCGCGAGAACAUUACAGCUACCAUCAAGGCCAUCUACCACAAUAAACAGUUUCUGAAGAGUACCAAAGAGGUCCCUGAAGGAGAGCAAUUUGGUGUGCUUCUUGACAAGACUAAUUUCUAUGCUGAGCAAGGUGGCCAGGAGUACGAUACCGGAAGGCUCUUGGUAGACGGCGAGGCCGAAAUCAGCAUUGAAAACGUCCAAGUAUACGCUGGAUACGUACUACACACCGGCUACCUCAAGUAUGGCGAGCUCAAGGUGGGAAGCGAGGUGAUUGCAGAAUUCGACGAACUUCGGAGACACCCCAUCCGCAAUAACCACACGGGUACCCAUGUCCUCAACUAUGCCCUCCGUGAAGUCCUUGGCAACGAAGUUGAUCAAAAGGGCUCGCUCGUCGCACCCGAAAAAUUGCGCUUCGACUUCUCUCACAAGGCUGGUCUCUCCGAUGCUGAGAUUGAAAAGGUCGAGUCUAUCUCCACCACCUAUAUCAAAGCAGACGCCAAGGUCUACGCAAAAGACGUACCAUUAUCGAAAGCAAAGGAGAUAACAGGCGUUCGUGCCGUCUUUGGCGAGACUUACCCUGACCCUGUGCGCGUCGUCUCUGUUGGCCAGCCCGUUGAAGAUUUGCUCGCAGACCCCAAGAACCCAGCCUGGGGCAAACUCUCCGUUGAGUUUUGUGGCGGCACCCACGUGCUCAAGACGGGCGAGAUCAAGGAACUCGUCAUCCUCGAGGAAUCCGGCAUCGCAAAGGGCAUCCGACGCAUCGUCGCCGUCACCGGCCAAGAAGCCUACAACGUCCAACGUCUAGCCAACGACUUCGCCACCCGUCUCGAGAGUUUUGGUAAGAUGCCCUUUGGCCCCGCCAAGGAAGCCGAAGCCAAGAAGCUCCAAGUCGAACUCAACGGCCUCACCAUCUCCGCCCUCUCCAAAUCCUCGCUCCGCGACUCGUUCAACAAGAUUCAAAAGUCGAUUCUUGAUGAGCAAAAGGCGGCUGCCAAGGCGGAUAACAAGCGCGUGCUCGACCAGGUGACCAAGUUCUUUGAAGAGGAGGGCAAGGACAGCAAUGUCUUGGUGCACAAGGUGGCGUGGAGUCCGCAGGUGAAUAAGGCGAUUAGCGAGACCAUCAAGACGGUCAGCGCGCCCAAGAGUGGCCUCAAGGACAAGAGUGUGUACUUGUUCAGUGCGAGUCCCGAGGAGGGCAAGGUGGUGCAUGCGUGUUAUGUCAGUGAGCCCUUCAAAGCCGCAGGUGCAGAUGGCCCCAAAUGGGCAGCCGCCGUGACGCCUAUUAUCGGCGGUAAGGCGGGGGGCAAGGCUGGUGCGGCCACGGCGAUUGGACAGGGUACGAAUCCGGAGAGGGUGGAUGAGGGGGUUGAGGAGGCGAGGAAGUGGAUUGAGAAAUUGGGGUUGUAG